AUGGACCCCGUGUCUUGCGCCCUAAGAGCAGAAGUCCCGCUUCCCAUUUCACUUCUUUCAGAGCUAGGGAAGGGCUCGCUCAGAAACACAUUGAGCGACAAUGAUCGCAGCCAGGAUGUCUCCCAAAUUUUGGCUCUCUGGCGCAAGCUGGUUCUCACAGCAGCCAGCCCUCAAGUGGCCGACAAACACAUAACUUCGGCGUCUAAUGCUCUGUGUGUCUAUCUACAUGGGGCUGUCGCGAGCCCUACUUUCGAGCUUCGAGAGUUUGUUCUCUCCCAGGAUGUGUGGUUUGAAGCUUGUCAUUGUGCCCACAGGGCGUUCAACGAUGGCAAAACGAAGGCAGCAUUCCAGAUAAUGGACACUCUCUGUGAUCUGCUUGACAAGCAGGGGGAUCCAAAGGUCUUCAUUGAGAUCCUACGGCAUGCUUCCCUUCCUUUAGUGAGGAUUGUCUUGCUGUCGUUGCCUCGAUCGGAGAUCAAGAAGGCUUGCCUUAUGCUGGCAUGCCUUCACCAGAGGACACCACUCCUUGAGGAUCUUGAUCAGUUGGUCCAACAUUGCAUUGAUGAAAACCGUUUUCUGUGGACACAGCUACUGUCACAGCAUAAUUUCACGCUGGACGAUAUCUCCGCUAUUGGACACGAGAAUAUCCUCCAAUUUUUGCUUGCACUGGUCUUCGCAAUGACUAAUCUAGACACAAGAAGUGCCGCUCUCAAGGUUUGCUCCGUGCUCUGCAGUGAUGCUUCUAAGCCAAUGGGAUCACCAAAUUUGCAGCCUCUGGCUGAGCAUGUCAUAAAGUGGUAUCUGGAGAAAAACCAUGAAGCCCUUGGUGACUUUGCAGAGAAUGUCUUGCCGGUUAUUCUGGACAGCAAAGAGAAGUUCAUGGCUUUUGUUCAACCGUAUUCUAAGUCCUGUCAAGAGAGCGGAUCAAGGAUGGCCUUGUUUAUUGCUACCCUCAAAGUUGGUCGAGCGAACUCGAUCUUGACAGAAUCUGAAACGUUAAACCUUUUCGUCGCGGCGUUUCCGCCACUUGCUUCCCCACUCCGUGAUGAGCGAAAGAUGCUCUAUUGGUGUAAACAAAUGUUAAUGGCCGCUGAUCCCGAAGUGCGUACCCUUACAUACGGACUGCUGGUAUCGUCGCCUGCCACGAAUGCCAUUGUUUUGCCUGAGACCCUAGAAUGCAUUGCUACGAGCAUGAAAUAUCUACAUGAUGAUGCAGACGCCCAUGAGAGGGGUGAAAUUUUGAGUAUCACUAAGAGACUGCUACGAAGGCUUCAGAACAGCCGUUUGACUCUACGAAAAUCAGCACAUCUCUUGCACAAUGAUAAGGAUGUCGAUGCCAUACUGGACUCGUACAGAUCCUUUACGAAGACCUUUUACACCUUUCUGAAGGAGGAACUGAACACUGGAAUAUCCUACCCGCGUCACAUUCUUGGAUUGCUUUCUCUACAGUAUCUGCUUGAUCUUGGAAUGGGGCUUGACAUGUUCUCAAGCGACAAAGGCCUCACGACGGUUUUGGUAUGUCUCGUGCUCGAUCCGUUCGAAGAUGUUCGGAGCAUCGCAGCAGCUAUUCUCCAAAGACUUGCCAUUGAAGGCAAAAGCUUGGUUACCAGUGCUAAACACCACAGUCUUCUCGAAAGGGUCGAGGCGCUAGCUGUUAAGACCCUUCGCGCUGAUCAUGCCGACGCUAUGGGUCGGCUUUGUGCUCUGCAAAGUUUCCGUCUUUCGCCGCUCAAUGGGCCGCAUCCAGAUGCCCUGGACACAGAUAUGAUAAAAGUCAUACGCCGCCUGGAGCAGUCAAUAACUGGACAAGAGGCUAUCGAGUUGAAGCCUGGAUGUGUUAUUCCAAUCCAUGCACUUUUGCUGGCCACGCAUUACCGGCUGCGGCACCUGAAGCGCCAGGGUGAAGAGAUCGCAUACAUCUGCUCAACGCUUGUUAAUGUCUGUGGGGAUAUCUGGAACCAAGUGCGACUCCAGCUUUGCGUUGAUUCCCCGGAGACCGCCUCUGAAGUCGAGGGUGAAAUCACGAGUGAAGGGCCAAAGGACCUUCUUUCUUACUCUUGGAGGGCACUUCGAGAUUCGAGCCUCGUUCUUCAAUCAUUGAUUCUCGUUGCUACACCCUCUGAGGAGUUUUGGUCUGCAGUUGGCGACCUCUGCAUGGAUCAGUUAAUUUCGCUACGACAUCGAGGAGCCUUCUCAACAGUUGCUCAGACCUUCAGUCAAUGUUGCGAUAAAGUCAGGUCAUCCUCUGAGUCAGCAGUGCGUGGUCUCAUUCACAAAUGGUAUCAGAUUGCCUUGGAUCAAAUCAACGAGCAAGCAAAUCGGCUAACGCGACGUUCUGCUGGCCUUCCAGCUAUGAUUGCGGCACUCCUGAACCCUUCCGACUCAGAUUUUUUCUUUUUGGCUAUUAGCGACCUUAUGGCUAUCGCAGAGCGAGUGACGGAUAGACCUCUUGAUCCCGGGACCGAAGAUGUGAAACUGCCACAGGUUCACGCAUUGAAUUGUCUCAAAGAUAUCAUGACGAAUUCGAAGUUUGCAGCUGUCGUGGCACAAUACCUCGAGAGGAUGUUGGAACUUGCUGCCACCUGCCUGUCGUCCAAAGUUUGGGCAAUCCGCAAUUGCGGGCUCAUGCUCCUGCGUGCCUGUAUCAACCGUCUUGAUCCUUCGAGCACACGUGAGGCGGUCGGGUCGACGCAUCAGCCCUAUGAGAAGGGAAAAGGCAGUACUCCAUUGGCAAUUGCGUUUCGUCUCCUUGAUGCGCCGACAUUCGGCUCUGAUAGUGCUCGCAACAAUAGAAGUAGUGCCACAGAACUUGUUUUUGCUGGCCUUGAUCUUCUUGGACAUGCGAUUCUCGGGGUUUCUGAGGCAGAUGAAGCUGCAAGGCUUGUCAUGGAACAAUUAACAAACCCGACCUGGGCGAUUAGAGAUCAUGCAGCUCUGCUAUUAGCAACCCGCCUACUCCGUGGAAGUCCUGGAGAAGCGAUCAUAAAGCUUCUGCAGGAGAUUGGUCUGUCUGGUCCGGAGAAUCAAGUCCACGGCGUUCUGCUCUGCUGCCGGUACCUGAUGGGACGAGCCACAGUCAUCAUUACCUCGACCGAGCUUGAUUCCAUCACCGAGUGUCUUGUCAACAAGAUGGUGCAUCCCAAUGGGAGUCUGGUUCCUCACUCACCUUACGUCUAUGCUGCUUGGUUGGAUUUAUUGAAUGGCGUCGCUUCCUGCAUUCUUGAAAAUAAUUGGGGACAAACCGUGCGCAGAAUGCAACGCUUGGAAGGCCUAGUUCCGUUCGCUACACGAAUUGAUCGUGCACACUAUCCAUACUUGUCUCGAAGGAUACUGCUUUACAAGACCUACCACAUUUUGAUCGACGAUUCGCAUCUAGUCGAUAUAAGCGGGGAUUUGAAGAUUCUGGCGAGCCAAUACGUUCGAGAUGCAGAUGCCUUGAGCUUCGUCUUAGACCUCUUGAGUCAAAAGCAUUGCCACAAACCGUCUCGAACUUUGGUCGAACUUCUGAUCUGUCUCAUCGAUGAAGGACACAUGCAGUCAUGUCUUUCACCAGGCGUUCUCGAGCAGACAUAUACAUGUUUGGCGCUAUGUCUCGAUUAUAUUUCGGACGUAUCCAUUGACAUGCUACGAGUACUUUUCGACCGCUUGGAUUUCUCACAAUUGCACACACCGCGGGAUUUAAGGAAUGCAGCGCUGAAAUUACAGGCGUCAGUGUUGGGAAAGAUUCAAACUGCACACCGGGGUUCUAUUUCGUGUGCACAGCAAAUCGAAGGGUGGCUUCGUGCCGUUCAGGACAUCUCGACUGACUUCCUGGACAUUCCUACGAGGUUGAGUGCUGCAAAAGCGAUUUCUACAUACAUUGGGUAUCUAAGACUUUCUGGUAUUAUGGAACUCCGGCCCAAUGUUCGACUCCAGCUACUCUUGGUCCUAUAUGAUUUGUUGAAUGAUGACGACGAAGAGAUCCGACUCGAAGCAGUACAUGCGGCCCGCAAGCUCAGAUUACACCAGAGAGCUGCUAUGGACAAUCUGGACAGCUGUGCCUUAGCGGAAAGGGAAAACCUAGUAUCUGAGCUGGCGCGCCAAUUCGGUGAGACAUCAAAUCUUGCUGAAGCUGCGAUUGUCAAUAUUUUGCGAGUCGGGCAUAAUGCGAGCGAUUCUUCCCUUCAUGGCUCAUUGAUCUCGUUGUUUGGGACCUCGGUGAAUUCGAAGCUGCUCACUAUCUCGAAAUCGAAGAAUGACUUGUUUGCCGAGGAAAGACAGAAUUUAUACAUGGACGAUAUCCGGGAGAUCAAGGAAUGGACACAGCUCCUUCAUAAUGGGACUUAUGCAUUUGCGACCCAGGAGCUCUCAGAGUCAGCGAUGAAAUGGACGCUUGAAGGCUUGGACCAAGUCCUCCAACUUCUUGAAGCUGACAGUAUCAAGAAUCCUGUACAUCAAGCAACCACCUGCAGCAACGAAGACGAGGUGGAACACCGACAUAUCAGGCUAUAUGAUCCCUUAAUGGAGUCGCUGUUCGGACAUCCACUAGGCUUAACCUAUGACCAUGAAAUCUUGGUUGUGAUGAUCCAAGUCGUCAGCUUGGCUGGGGUAUGCAUUCAGCAUGAUAGAACGAUCCAGACCCGUCAACUGCGAGCGAAGCUGGAAAGAAUGAAGGAAAUCCUAGCGUGCUCGGAUUCAGAAGCGAAUCCAGUGAUGUUGGGUGCGGUCCAACGCGCUUUGCGAAGCCAGUGA
Messenger RNA from Cladophialophora bantiana CBS 173.52, 4731 nucleotides. RefSeq lists its product as uncharacterized. NCBI's taxonomy places the organism in Eukaryota, Fungi, Ascomycota, Eurotiomycetes, Chaetothyriales, Herpotrichiellaceae. Gene Ontology annotation, biological process: tRNA methylation. The transcript has 4 exons. The coding region runs from base 1 to 4731 and encodes 1576 amino acids. Gene Ontology annotation, cellular component: cytosol. The record is from RefSeq and is a predicted model, not a curated record.